Messenger RNA from Rosa chinensis, 3018 nucleotides. RefSeq lists its product as uncharacterized. Bases 1 to 3018 code for a protein of 1005 amino acids. The transcript is spliced from 4 exons. The record is from RefSeq and is a predicted model, not a curated record. Lineage: Eukaryota; Viridiplantae; Streptophyta; Magnoliopsida; Rosales; Rosaceae.
AUGGAUAAAUCUUGGAUAAAUGCAGAUAGGGAUACUUUAAAGUACGAAUUGGGCGUUGAAAAUUUCUUGAUUUUUGCUGAAGAAAAUGCUAGUAACCGUAAGAGAAUUCGUUGUCCUUGCGCAAGAUGUGUAAAUUUCAAAAAGAAGUCGAUUAAAGUCAUUAGGGGACAUUUGUAUGAUUAUGGCUUUAGUUUGGGAUACACAAACUGGAUGUGGCAUGGAGAACCUACAUUGUCCUCCUGUGCCAGUGCACCUAGUGGUUUAGGCCUGCCUCCAAAGGCCCGAUUUGGGUCUGAAACUGUUGAUAUGUGUCAAGUAGCUUUCAAUGAAGGUGAUUAUGAUGAGGAGUCAUAUGAGUUUACUAAGUUUGUUGAUGAAGCAGAAAGACCAUUAUUUGAAGAUAGUGAACACAGUAAGUUAGAGGCAUUGGUGCAACUUCAUAAUUUGAAAGCUAGGUUUGGCAUGAGUGACACUUGCUUUUCUGAAAUACUUGCCACCGUUGGGUCUUUCCUUCCAAAGGAUAAUGUAUUGCCUCAAACUCAUUAUGAGGCAAAGAAGACUCUCACCAAUUUAGGGCUGCAAUAUGAGAAAAUACAUGCAUGUCCUAAAGACUGCAUAUUGUAUAGGAAACAAUUUUCUGCAGCAACUACUUGUCCUAAGUGUGGUGUCUCUCGUUGGAAGUUAAAGAGAGAUAAAACUAUAAAAGUUGGCCAACCCGCCAAGGUGUUGUGGUACUUUCCUAUAAUUCCCAGAUUUAAGCGCUUGUUUAGAUCUGUUGGAACAGCUGAAAUGCUCACUUGGCAUGAGGAUAAGCGAACUAAGGAUGGACACAUGCGCCAUCCAGCCGACUCUCCUGCUUGGAAGUUGCCGGGAAAUGACAUUGAUCUUUACUUAGAGCCAUUAAUUGAUGAUUUGAAGACUCUGUGGGCUGGAGUUAAUGAUGUGUAUGAUGCUCAUAGGAAAGAAUACUUUACUCUAAGAGCAGUUUUGUUGUGGACCAUCAAUGAUUUUCCCGCAUAUGGAAACUUGUCGGGGUGCACCACUAAAGGUUACAAAGCAUGCCCAAUUUGUGGUGAUACAACUUCAGCCAUACAUUUGCCCCAUAGUAGGAAAAUGUCUUAUGGUUGCCACCGUAAGUAUCUACCUCGUCAUCAUCCUUAUAGGAGGGAGAAAAAAGCAUUUAAUAAUGAACAAGAAUUUGAAGUUGCACCUACACCACUAUCCGGAGAGGAAGUGUUUAAGAGGGUAGAACAUAUUAACUAUGAGUAUGGCAAGGGAAAAAAGAAGAACUCUGAUUCUGCCGGUACUUCUUCUUGGAAGAAAAAAUCCAUUUUUUUCAACUUGGAGUAUUGGAAAUCUCUUCAUAUUCGCCAUGCUCUCGAUGUGAUGCAUAUUGAGAAGAAUGUUUGUGAAAGUGUGAUUGGUACAUUACUAAACAUGCCUUCUAAAACAAAAGAUAGUGUGGCUGCCCGUUUAGAUAUGGUUGACAUGGGUGUUAGACUUGAUUUGGGUCCAAAUAUUGGGGAGAAAAAAACCUAUGUACCUGCUGCCCCAUAUACUUUGUCAAGGGCAGAGAAGAUAAAAAUGUGUACUUCUUUCUUGUUUAUGAAAGUUCCUUAUGGUCAUUCAUCAAACAUAAAAAAUUUGGUGUCUAUGGAUGAUUUGAAGCUGUAUGGAUUGAAGUCACAUGAUUGUCAUACAUUAAUGCAACAGUUGCUUCCUGUGGCCAUUCGUUCGGUGCUUCCUAAGCAUGUUCGAAUCUCCAUAAUGAGGCUGUGCUUCUUCUUUAAUGCUUUGUGCACCAAAGUAGUUGAUGUCUCAAAAUUGGAUAAGUUGCAAUCCGAUUUGGUUUUGACCUUGUGCGGGCUAGAGAAGAUAUUCCCUCCCUCAUUCUUUGACAUAAUGGUACAUCUUACUGUGCACCUAGUUAGAGAAGUGCGAUUAUGUGGUCCCGUUUUCUAUAGAUGGAUGUACCCAUUUGAACGGUUUAUGAAAGUUUUGAAGGGGUAUGUUCGUAACCGUUUUCAUCCAGAAGGUUGUAUAGCCGAGAGUUAUGUUGGAGAAGAAUCUAUGGAGUUUUGCUCCGAGUUUUUUCAACGCUGUAAUCCAAUUGGAGUUCCUAAGGAUCAAAGUAAGCUCUGUGGCCCACUUUCUACUGCGAAACUUAAGUGCAUUGAUGAGAAGGAGAGAAAUCAGGCACAUCUUCAUGUGUUGUCCAAUAAUGAUGAGGUGGAUCCAUAUAAGAUUGCACAUAAAAACAUUGUAGAGCAGCUGUAUGCUGGGAAGAAGAAGAGUAAACAAUGGAUCCUUAGUGAGCACAAUCGUACUUUUGCUGAUUGGUUUGAAGCCAAGGUUUCAGCUCAAAUGAAGGAAAAUCCUAACGAGGUUUCCCAAACAAUUAGGUGGCUAGCUGGAAAACCGAGUUUUACGGUGCAUAGUUAUGGAGGGUAUCGAUAUAAUGGAGUUAAAUACUUCACAAAGCAGCGAGACAAUGCUAGAGCUGUCCAAAAUAGUGGUGUUACCUUAGUGGCAAAAACUUGGCAGGUAUCGAGUGCCAAGGAUAAAAAUCCGGUGGAGAGUGAUAUGACAUUUUAUGGGGUCAUUGAAGAGAUUUGGGAGGUUGAUUAUCAUGAUUUCAAGGCCCCUUUGUUUUUGUGUCGAUGGGUAGAGAAUGAAAAAGGAAUUAAACAAGAUGAGUUAGGUUUUACAUUGGUAAACCUUAAUAGGCAAGGCCAUAAGAAAGACAGAUUUGCUUCUGUUGGUCAAGUGAAACAAGUUUUUUAUGUGGAAGAUCCCAUUGAUGCAGAGUGGUCCGUUGUACUAACAACCCCAAACAGAGAUUACCGUGACUGUUUCUAUGAAGAUGAUCUAGGGGACACCUCUAUGGAACAUCAACCGUUCUGUGCAGAAAUACCUUCGCCUUGUCAUGAAGAGGAGAAUGAGCCUGAUGCCACUUACAUGAGAGCGAAUGUGGAGGGGUUUUGGGUUGACCAAUUCACCUCUCCAAGAGAACAAUAG